Bufo bufo (common toad) is the source of this 4325-nucleotide messenger RNA. It is a transcript of the gene AMOTL1, whose product is annotated as angiomotin like 1. Gene Ontology annotation, cellular component: cytoplasmic vesicle; bicellular tight junction; plasma membrane. The transcript has 15 exons. The record is from RefSeq and is a predicted model, not a curated record. Bases 121 to 3069 code for a protein of 982 amino acids. NCBI's taxonomy places the organism in Eukaryota, Metazoa, Chordata, Amphibia, Anura, Bufonidae. Gene Ontology annotation, biological process: hippo signaling; regulation of cell migration; actin cytoskeleton organization.
AGAUCAUCCACUCUGCACUCCGACAGCCCAGCGGCGCACACAGCAGCAGCCUCCAUCCACGUUUUUCCAGAAAACACAACUGAAAAGGUGUCAUAACACGGACCAAGUUUUUGAGGGAUCAUGGAUGAGCGAUGGCCGCAGGAUGAAAUGGGCAGAUUACCGCACAUGGCACUCGUUCACCGCAUGGGAUCAAGGCGAGGAAGCAGCAAUUCCAAUAUAAUGACACCUGAGAUCUGGUCGGAUCAGCCAGGCAUCUCCACAGCCUACUACAACCUCUGUGUUACUACACCUUGUGAUGAGAACGGCUGCGUUUACCAGGACCGUUCUCUGUACAUUACCAGCAAUGACCAAUCAUCAGUAGUCGCUGAAUCACCGGGCUCCUUGAAGGAACAGGCUGGUGAGGAACAAAGGUCCAACUUCAUACCUCAAGAUUUUCACAGGAUACCGGAGGUGGAAAUGAGAGGUUCUGAAGAUGUUUCAACAGGAACCGUUCUUCAGCGAUUGAUCCAAGAGCAGCUGAGAUAUGGCAACCCCAACGAGAAUAUGAACUUUCUGGCUAUAAAACAAGCCACAGGAAGUGCAGGACCAACUAAUAUCACCGCAAAUUCUGUUUCAUCGACUGAAAACCUCACCCAAGAAGACCCACAAAUGGUCGGACACUCAGCGAGGCAAGAACCACAGGGGCAAGAACAUCAGGUGGACAACACCGUGAUGGAGAAAACCCUGAGGACAGCUCAACCCCAACAAAAUAAUGAGGAGCUGCCCAGCUACGAGGAAGCCAAAGCUCAGUCCCAGUUUUUUAGAGCUCAGCCACCUGGACCUAUGGGCCCGGGUUUUUAUGUUGCUGGCAUUGUGGCCAAUCAUAAAUCCAAAACUGAAGGAAGGCCGACCGUCAGUCGGGCCAACAGUGGACAAGCGCACCAAGACGAGGCACUUAAAGAACUCAAGCAGGGUCAUGUUCGCUCUAUGAGCGAGAGGAUAAUGUUAUCUCUUGAGAGGAAUGGAGUUAAGCAGCACUCUUCUGGCAGCAUUAAAGGACUUAAAAAUGGGGCUCCAUCUCCGACUCCAAGUUUGGGGAAAGGAGGGGAACAAAGAGGACCCCCACCGGACUAUCCCCACAAGGUCAAACAAGCUCCAACUCCUGUGAAUAAAAUUCAUGAACAAGGACACUUCUACAAUGAUCAACAGCACCUGAUGGUACAUGAAAUGAUGAAACCCUACCCCACCUCACACCCCACCCGAACUGAGGUGUCUGUCCUCCGGUACCAGCCUCCUCCAGAAUAUGGUGUAUCCAGCCGUCAGCAGUCUCAGAUCCCGUUCGCCUCUGUCCCACUGCAGCCACACAGUCCCAUGUCAUCUCAAGUGUCCUCCGUCAGCAGCUCCUUGCACUCAGCCUCCCUCCCAAUGUUUCCAAUGACUAUGGCUUCCCACCCCACCCCAUCCCCAUCUCCAUCUCCAGGCCAGUCGCUUCCCCCCGAAGCCUUUGCCAUUGUGGAACGGGCUCACUAUAUGGUGGAGAUGUUAACCAAGGAGAACAGCACCUUGAGGCAACACCUAGAAAGCUGCUACGAGAAAGCCGACAAACUCCAGAAGUUUGAAGCUGAAAUCCAGAAGAUCUCGGAAGCGUAUGAGAGCCUGGUGAAGUCUUCCUCAAAGAGGGAAGCGUUAGAUAAAGCCAUGAAAAACAAGCUGGAAGCUGAAAUCCGGAGGCUGCACGACUUCAACCUGGAUCUGAGAGAUCGGCUGGAAACGGCCAACAGGCAGCUGGCCAGCAGAGAGUAUAAUGGACACGAGGACGCAUCGGAAGAGGGGCCCUAUGCCUUGAAAAACAAAGAACACUUGAAGGAGAUGGAGGGGCUGCAUCGGGAACUGGCAGCUUUGCGCACUACCAACGAAGAGCAGAGGAGGCACAUUGAAAUCCUAGACCAAGCUUUGAAUAAUGCCCAAGCCAAAGUUGUCAAACUGGAAGAAGAGCUCCGGAAGAAGCAGGUCUAUGUUGAGGAGGUGGAGAAGCUGCAGCAGGCCCUGACCCAGCUUCAGGCAGCGGGAGAGAAGAGAGAGCAGCUGGAGCGGCGGCUGCGUACGCGGCUGGAGAGAGAGCUGGAGUGUCUGAGGAUGCAGCAGAGACAUGCGAACAAUCCGCCAUCUAACAGUUCAGAUUAUAGUGCUCCUGCGCUAAUGGACUUGCUGAGGAAGAAGGAAGAGACCAUCUUGGCUCUGGAAGCAGAUACCACCAAAUGGGAGCAGAAAUACCUAGAAGAAAGCGCAAAGAGACAUUUUACCAUGGACGCCGCCACUACUGCCAUCUCCCAGUCAGAUUCGACAAUCAUGAGUCAUUCAAGGAAUGGAAGCCACACUGAUAACACACUAGAUGUACGGAUGUGGCAUGAAGAGGAGGAGAUUGUGCAAGCCAACAGAAAAUUCCAGGACAUGGAACACACGAUAAAGAAUCUUCAUGCCAAAAUCAUAGAGCAAGAUGCCAUGAUAAAAGUUCUCCAUCAACGUUCUCGAAAAGACCAGGGCAAAAACGACAGCUCCAGCUUACGCCCUGCUCGCUCUGUGCCAUCUAUAGCAGCUGUGGCGGCUGUAACCUCUGGAUCCCACUCACGACAAACUUCUCUGACGACUAGUCAGGCUGCAGAGGAGAAGAAGGAGGAAAGGAAUCAUAAAGGAAGUAUAGGACUUCUUCAAAGUAAAGAUGGCAAGGACAAUCGUAAAAGCCCUUCACCUUCUUUAGCACUUCCACCACCUUCAUUCAUGCUGCCACCGCCACCUCCUUCCACCACCAUGACUGUUUCACAUGCCAAAACUGGGAGUAAAGACAACAGCACCCAGACAGACAAGAGCUCAGACCUCUUCUGGCCAAACUGCUCUUCAUUACCAGGUCGGGGACGGAUAAAUAUGACCCCAUCCAGUAGUCCACUUCUACGUCACCCCAACACCAGCAAGGAGAAGUCAGAACAUUCCCCUGUCCUUGGCAAGACUCUAGAACCUAAACAUAGAUCUAGCACUCCAAACUACAAGACAGAUCUUUCAGAGCCUGACAGCUCGAUGGAGGUGCUCAUUUGAAGGCUUGUUAGGACUCGGAACUGCUUCCAAUGGCUUCUUAACCACAUGGACUUAUAAUAUUUUUUAGAUAUAUUUUGGACAACUGAGAAAAAAAUCCAUACCUAGGACCUCUCUGGGUUAUUUUUCCUGCAGAUUGUUAAUACCUUUGGAUACUGUAAGAUUUUCUUGAUAUGUUGGAGACUCUUUGACUGAGUAUGGAACGACUCUCCCACCAUAUAGAUAAUUGCAUGGUAUUUUACACUCUUCCCCAAUAAUACCAUGAGGAACCAAGAGGAACAUUUCAAGUUUCCAAUGAGCAACCUUGGUCAUAAGUCUUAAAGUUCGUGGCUACGAUGCAAUAUCUCCAUGUGUCUUGUGGUAGGUCACAUUAUUUAUAAUAUGCACAUAUUGUACUUUUUUAAAAUUCCUAAUUUAUAUUGUAUACGAAGAUGCGAUAAGAACAUAAAAGGCAAAAACAUAGUGCACAACCUGAUUCACAAGAAGACAGCACAAUAAAACAGCCCAGUCCAAAUGUUGUAUACAGAUUCUGGUAUCCAGAGACGUGGUUCUUCUUUCAUCAUGACAUUAUCAAUGGGAAGGUAAUAAUUGGGCGGGUUUACAUGUAUGCCAUCAAAAUUGACUUCAGGUCAUUAAAAACCUUAAAGGCUAUGUCUGCCUUCGGGCACUAGGUUACAGUUCACAUAGAAUUAAACUACAUAUAAAGUUGAGUAACUUUGUAAAUGCAUUACAUCACCAUUUUUGUACUGAUUCCGUCAGCUGUAUUAUACUCCAGAGCUGCAUUUAAAAUUCUGCAAGCUUGAGACUUGAAAAUCUUGCAGCAUUCUUUGCUGGAUCAAUGUCUGUCCAGUGCUUGCACUAUACAGACAGCUGAUUGUCCCUAUACCAGGGAUCAGCAACCUCUGGCACUCCAGAUGUUCUGAAACUACAACUCCCAGAAUCCUCCUUUUACUUCUACGGGAGUUACAAGAACAACCAAAAUGUGCAAGCUGGGAGUUGUAGUUUCACAGCAGCUGGAGUGCCGAAGGUUGCUAAUCCUUGCCCUGUACGUUACAAGAGCUCAGCUUGAAUGCUUCUGACAACAAGCUUGUAGCCUGUGUCAACCAGCAGAAUUUUCGGUGCAACUCCGGAGUUUAAUACAGACUUUAUCUCAGGACAAUGUAAUGUAUGUACAUAGUGACAUCACCAGCAGAAUAGUGAGUGCAGCUCUGGAAUAUAAUACAGGAUAUAACUCAGGAUCAGUACAGGAUAAGUAAUGC